GCCGCCGGUGGUGCUGAAAAUCACCAAUAAUUAUCCAGCUCAACGAGCAUCCUUUUCGAAGCGCGACGCUUAUCCGCAGCGUCUAUCCGGCGCAAAAAUGAUGUGCCAGUCAGCAUUAGUGGUGGCUCUAAUAUGUGGCCUUGGUGUACACCUGGUGCAUUCGCAACCCGGAUCGAAAUCUCAGGUUAUCGAACUGGACGAAUCAAACUGGGACCGAAUGCUUACCGACGAGUGGCUAGUCGAGUUCUAUGCACCGUGGUGUCCCGCUUGUAAGACCCUCGCACCAACCUGGGAUGACCUUUCGACGUGGUCGGAUGAUCUGAAUAUUAAGACUGCCAAGGUGGAUGUGACGUCAUCGCCGGGUCUGAGCGGAAGGUUCUUUGUCACAGCGCUGCCAACAAUAUUCCACGUGAUAAAUGGCGAAUUCCGCCAGUAUAAAGGUCCUCGGGACAUGGAAUCGUUCAUGACGUUUGUCGAGGAGAAGAAAUGGGAAUCGCUAGAGCAGGUUUCGGCGUGGCGCAACCCGGAUUCGAUUCAAAUGUCGCUGGUAUCGUUGUUCUUCAAGCUUUCACACUUCUUGAAAGAAUUGAACACGAUGCUGUUGAAGGAGUACGGCUUGCCGGUGUGGGGCUCGUACACGUUGUUCGGAAUUGGGACAGUUUUGCUGGGUGCAAUCUUCGGACUCAUACUGGUGUGCAUAAUCGAUUGUCUGUUCCCGCCCAAGUCCGGCCAGCGGCAAAGCUUCUCCGAACACAAGCAGAAAGUGCGCGCCGAAAAGGUACCAGAAGAGCUGCGUGGUGACGAGCUGGUGGAUGAGGACGAAGAAAAGCGAACCGCCGAUGCUGAUGGCGAGUACGACGACGAUGAGGCGGAAGAGGAUGAGAACGCCGAAACGGACCCGGAAGAAAAGGAAACCUCGGAGGGCGAAAAGUAUUCCGGUAGUGACAAUUCGGAGGAUGACGAAUCGACCACCGCCAAGAAGGGAGAGGACAAAAAGGAAGCCGAACCAGUCGUGGAAGAAAAGAAGGAAAAGACCACCACCAGUCCAGACGUGAGAAAACGCAAACCCAGAAAAGCAGACUAAAGGUUCGACGUGUGAAACUAUGUGUUACGUUAGCGAGGCACGUGGAUGAUAUUGCUACAUUAAGGCAUAUAACUUUUCGAUUCAUUUUUUUUGUUCACAUCGUGGAACGAUUUACAAUGCACGGUAUAUGAAGCGUUGUUGCAUAGAUGAUAAAUCCUUGAGUGAUAAAAUCUUCAGAAACUGCCCCGCUCAAGAUAACUCCACGGAGGUAGAUACUAACAGUGUCUUCGUUUACGUUUUGCAUUUAAUUUUUUGCAUUAUCAGCCUACAUUUUCCAAUACUUUCUACAUUCUCUAUUAUUCCUCAAUUUAUCUGCUCAAUUAAAUCUUUUUUAAAAUAAUUUUGCUUAGCGUCAUAUGUGUACAUUUAGUAUAGUUAUCACUUACUUACAGUACGUUAAGGACUCCUAUUAUGUAGACAUAUUUGUGUGUUGAUUGCGUUACUAAAGGCUUGCAACUGAGCUGGCUAUUUUUCACGUCUAGCGGAGGCAAAUACUUGAAAAUCUCCUACAAGUACAUGGGCGGGCACCAAAAAGGGCAACACUGUGUUAAAACUUCAUGCUUACGAAGUCGGUCCAUAAGUAAAAAUUCACUACUUAAAAAAACUGGCAGCUAACAACAUACAUGCAAUCCAUGGGCUAGUUGAGACCGAUUCGAAUUACUAUACAAGUUUAAAUACAUCAUCAUUUGGUGGAACGUAAACCUACCGAAUAAACCAUAAAGAAGAAGACGGUAAGGGGCGUGUACGCGCGCAUGUUCAGCAUAUUCAGUGUAAGCGUAAAUUUACAUUUCCUUUUUUUUCUUGCCUGUUCGUUGCCUAUUUCGUUCUUAGCUCUUCUUUUCUCAUGUGACCCGCACAUUGAUAAUUUAAUAAAUAACCCCUCGUUAUUACUGUACGACCCAACUCCUGAGAGAACAUAUGUGAAACAGGGAGGUCAAAACGCACGAAAGAAAUGUAAUAAAAGUCAUUACGAGAAUUUUGUCGAAAUAAA
Messenger RNA from Anopheles nili, 2075 nucleotides. RefSeq names its product thioredoxin-related transmembrane protein 1. The record is from RefSeq and is a predicted model, not a curated record. Lineage: Eukaryota; Metazoa; Arthropoda; Insecta; Diptera; Culicidae. The transcript has 3 exons. The coding region runs from base 98 to 1084 and encodes 328 amino acids.